AUGUCGGAGACAACCAUUGCUUUCCGUUGUAACAACUUUCUGCUGGUAGCAGCAGCUGGGCUGAACGCUUUUUAUUACAUCAAGAUCAUGGACACGGAAGACAAGUUGACGCAGUUGGACUCCCACAAGGUGGUGGCGUGCACAGGCGAAAACGGCCCACGGGUUAAUUUUGUGGAGUACAUCAAAUGCAAUAUGGCCUUGAAGAGGAUGCGGGAGCACGGCCGUGUCAUUAGAACUUCUGCAGCAGCUUCAUUUAUGCGUAAUACUCUUGCCGGUGCCCUGCGCAGUCGUGAUGGGGCUUAUCUUGUUAAUUGCCUUCUUGCCGGCUAUGACGUUUCAGCAUCUGCUGAUGACGACGUCGCCACGGGGCCGCAUUUGUACUACAUGGACUACCUCGGGACAAUGCAGGAGGUCCCGUAUGGAUGCCACGGGUACGGUGCCACCUUUGUGAUUGCGAUGCUUGAUCGUCUUUGGCGUCCUGAUUUAACGGCGCAGGAGGGUGUGGACUUGAUGCAAAAGUGCUGCGAUGAAGUAAAGAAGCGUGUGGUGAUCAGCAAUGACAAAUUUAUUUGCAAAGCCGUGACAGAGGAUGGCGUGGAAUUGGUACGAAGUGUGAACUAG
Molecule: messenger RNA, 621 nt
Organism: Trypanosoma rangeli
Lineage: Eukaryota; Euglenozoa; Kinetoplastea; Trypanosomatida; Trypanosomatidae
Product: proteasome beta 2 subunit
Exons: 1
Coding region: 1-621 (206 amino acids)
Biological process (GO): proteasomal protein catabolic process
Cellular component (GO): proteasome core complex, beta-subunit complex; proteasome core complex; nucleus
Molecular function (GO): peptidase activity
Source: RefSeq, a predicted model, not a curated record